AUGAUGGAAUACGCACAAUAUCCUCAACAACCUCAAAACGCCCACUCCGGAUACACGAACUCCACCACAGGAAACAACAUCACCUCUCCUCACGGCGUACAGACGUCACCUAUCCUGUCUCAACAGCAAUCACCCUCUCAACAACAGGGACACAACAUGUACCAGCCACAGUACAACGUCCCCCAGCAGGGAAUGCAUUAUGGCAUGCCUCAAAUCCAAGCCGCCGCCAUGGCGGCAACUGCAGCUGCGUCGGGAUCCAACUACCCUUACAUGCAGUCGGACCCCAGUUUGCCCCAAACCUCGCCGCGAAUGGGUGGAGCGAAGAAGGAGAGUCGCGAUCCUAGAUCACCCACCCAGAUGAACAACGUUUCGCAGCUACCGGGCCAGAGACGCCUCAGUCAAGUCACCAGCCCCGGAGUACCUACGGCGCAGGGUAUGAUGAAUCACGUCGGCGCGCGACCUGGUGUUGCGCCGCCGCAAAUGGCUCAGGCUCAAGCUAUGCCUCACCCGCAAUCACCCGAGAUGCCCGCCGGUGGUGUCGAGGAAUCGCCCCUCUACGUCAAUGCUAAGCAGUUCCAUCGUAUUCUCAAGCGUCGUGUCGCACGCCAAAAGUUGGAGGAGCAGCUGCGUCUGACGUCCAAGGGCCGCAAGCCAUACCUUCACGAGUCAAGGCACAACCAUGCUAUGCGCCGGCCUCGCGGACCUGGAGGCCGUUUCCUCACUGCUGAGGAGGUUGCCGCCAUCGAGCGCGAGAAGGGUGGUGGCUCUGGCGAGGGUCCCGAGGACGUUGUCGAGUCCAAAGCCGGCUCCAAGAGGAAAUCGGAAGCCGACGACUCCAGCUCGAACAAGAAGGCCAAGAAAGCAUCCGAGACUCCUGAAGAGGACGAGGAGGAGGAUGACGAGUCUUGA
Molecule: messenger RNA, 909 nt
Organism: Colletotrichum abscissum
Lineage: Eukaryota; Fungi; Ascomycota; Sordariomycetes; Glomerellales; Glomerellaceae
Product: CCAAT-binding transcription factor subunit B
Exons: 1
Coding region: 1-909 (302 amino acids)
Biological process (GO): regulation of transcription by RNA polymerase II
Cellular component (GO): CCAAT-binding factor complex
Molecular function (GO): DNA-binding transcription factor activity, RNA polymerase II-specific
Source: RefSeq, a predicted model, not a curated record